AUGGCUAGCAAAUUUUGUUUCGAAGCUCUUGAGAAGUCUUUGAGAGAUAUUAUGGGUCAUGACAAAGUUGCUACUAAGUCAACUUUUUUAACAAAUCUUAUUAUUUUGGAUGAGGCUCCAAUGGCUAGCAAAUUCUGUUUCGAAGCUCUUGGCAAGUCUUUGAAAGAUAUUAUGGGUCAUGACAAAGUUGCUUCUAAGUCAAUUUUUGGAGGAAAGAUUGUGGUGUUUGAUAGUGACUUCAGACAAAUUCUACCUGUUGUGCCUAGAGGAACCAGGUCUGACAUUGUCCAUUCAACAAUAAAUGCGUCAUAUAUAUGGGAUCACUACAAAGUUUUGACUCUAACCAAAAAUAUGUGUUUGCAAGUUGGAACAAACUUAACCAAUACGGAAGAAAUACACAACUUCCCUAAAUGGAUAUUACAAGUUGGAGAAGGAAAGAUAUCUGAACUAAAUGAUGGAUAUGUUGAAAUAAGUAUUCCACCUGAGUUACUUCUAACAUAUUUUGUGAACCCAGUUGAGAAGAUUGUUACAAGUACUUAUCCUAAUAUCCUUGAAAAUUACACAGACUCAAUUUUCCUUAAAAGUAGAGCUAUAUUAGCUUCAACCAUCGAGGCUGUGGAUGAAAUUAAUGAUUACGUCAUAAAUUUACUACCAGGUGAUGCAAAAGAGUUUUUGAGUAGUGACUCGAUUGAUCGAUGUGAAGCUAAUGACAAUGAUGGUUUUGAGCAUUUGACACAUGAAUUCUUAAGUUGUUUGAAAUGUUCUGAUUUUCCAAAUCAUUCAAUGCAGCUAAAAGUUAGGACUUGUAUAUAUCAUGUUGAUAAGAAAUUUGGAUCAAUGGAAGGUUUUUAUAAUGGUACAAGAUUGACGGUAACUAAACUUGCAAAUCAUGUCAUCGAAGCCAAGAUUAAAUCAGGUAUCCAUGUUGGUAAUACUAUUUAA
This is a messenger RNA of Vicia villosa (hairy vetch), 942 nucleotides long. RefSeq lists its product as uncharacterized. The record is from RefSeq and is a predicted model, not a curated record. Gene Ontology annotation, molecular function: DNA helicase activity. The coding region runs from base 1 to 942 and encodes 313 amino acids. Gene Ontology annotation, biological process: telomere maintenance; DNA repair. The transcript is spliced from 2 exons. NCBI's taxonomy places the organism in Eukaryota, Viridiplantae, Streptophyta, Magnoliopsida, Fabales, Fabaceae.